AUGGAAAAAACAAGAAUAGAGUCCCUUUUUAUUUACGAUGAAGAUAUAAAAAAAGUUGAUAAAUCCAUGACGGAUGAGGAAUUACAAGCGGCGAAGGUUAUUUAUUAUUAUCCCCACGAAAUUAAUGAGAAUAUAAAGGUUUCUCAUACAAGUACUAUGGAAGGAAUAUCAUCAUUUAUAAAUCAAUUUAGUAAACAUCAUAUAGAUUAUAUUAUAACCAAAGAUAAUUUAAUGGUUAUGAACAAAUGGUACAAGGGCAUUUAUAUUGUUGCGAUUGUAAAAAAUAUCUACAAAAAUAAUAAGAUAGAAUUGUUAAUGUGUAAAUUGUUACAUUCUGUUCUUAAUAAUUUUAUAUCAAUUUUUACUUUAUUACAUGGACACAUUCGUAAUUUCUUAAAAUACAAAAAAUAUAACACAACAGAUAAUAUAAAUAAAAAACACUCCCUCCAAACCUUAUUAGAUGAUUAUGUUUUUACAUAUAUAAGUACUAUAAAUAAUGAAAAUAUAAGUAUACACAAUGAACUUGAGAGUUUUCAUUUUUUCCCUGUGGAAAAACAUACAUAUGUAACUGUGCAGAACUUCAUAUCAUCACUUAUAUUGGGAAAUAAACAAAUUAAAAAUGGAGGUUUGUUUUAUGAGGGUUAUUUGAUAUAUUCUAGUUUGGAAAUGAACGACAUCAAAAUUAUUUACAAUUACCUUGUAUCGUACAGUGGAGUUGUAAAUAAUUUAAAGUUGACACAAUAUCCGUUUAGAAAAAUAGCAUCCACCGCAGCAAUAAAUUCUAAUGGAGGUUUGUCAAGCUUUGCAAGAUGUAAUUCGUUAGAGGAAAAAAACGCUUAUCUUAUGGGGAUAAAAAAGUCAUCCGUAUUUAUGCCUGUGGUAACCCUCAGCGGUGAUAAGAAAUACAAACUAGUGGUUUUUAUUUAUAAAGGAAUAUUAUUAAUGCUCCUAAUAAAAGGAAGUAAAAUAAAAGACGAAGAUUUUGAUGUUCUUAUAGAUAUUCAAAAUAAAUGUACAAAUGAGAAUUGUAAUAAUAUUUAUAACUUAAAUAAAUUAAAUGAACAUUUAUCAAAUCAAUUUAAGAAAUUUACAAAUCAAGAUGAUAAUGUAAAAUUUUUUUAUUACAACCAUUCGAAUAAUUCUGUAAAAUAUACAUUUAAUAAUAAAAAAAUAAAUAACGAGGAGCUGUCACUUAUUUCUUAUUUUCAUUUUUGUAUUGAAGACAGUGAACAUAAAUAUAAUCAUAUCAGAAUAAAUAAAAGUUAUUAUUCAAAGAAUAAAGAAACUACAAAUUUAUCUAAUGAACUCUUUAAUUUUCAGAGGAACAUACAAAAAAACAAUAUGAAAGAUGAAAAAGAAUCUAAUACAUUUAAAAGGAAUAAUAAUACACAUAUUACCCUUACCGGUGAUGAUAAAACAGUAAGGGGAAAUCAUAAAAAUAUAAAUAUCAACAAUAAUGAUUAUGAUGACCACACAAGUUGUAAUAAUGGUAGUAAUGGAUGCAAGGAAAAUAAUUCUUUAGUAUUAAACAAAAAUGAUGACAUACAAAAUGUUAAUUUGUCAUAUGAUACAUACAAACAUAAAGAUGAAGAUAUAGGAAUAAAAAAUGUAAAUCAAAUAUGUAAUAAUGAACAGGAUAAAUUAAUUAAUAAUAAUAAUAAUAAUAAUAAUAUAUCCAAUGAUGAAAAUAUAAAUAAAAAAAAACAAAAUGAACCAUAUAAUCAUAAUAAAAAUUGUGUUAAUAAUAAUAAUAAUAUUCAAAAUGAUAAAAGAGAAAUAAUAGAUGAAGUCGAUAAAAAUAACUACAAAUUUAAAAAUAAUAACCAAAAAAAAUCUAUAACAGAAAAAAAUGAAUAUGAUACAGAAAAAAAAGAAGAAAAACCAAAAUUCAAAUUAAUAUAUAAUGAACAACUCAAAAAAAAAAUAUUUGAUGAUAAUACUGAUGAUGUCAAAAUUGAGAAAAUAUUCUUUAAAGAAGGAAAUUCACCAUGGUUAUAUGCACACAAAUCAUUACAAAGAGAAUUAUUUAUUUUUCCUGAGGAUAUAAAAACAUCCUUAACAAAAGCUCAACAAGAAAUAAAUCAAAUAGUACAAAAUAAUUUUUCAAACAUAUAUAUAUAA
Plasmodium reichenowi is the source of this 2121-nucleotide messenger RNA. RefSeq lists its product as hypothetical. Lineage: Eukaryota; Apicomplexa; Aconoidasida; Haemosporida; Plasmodiidae. Gene Ontology annotation, biological process: vesicle-mediated transport. The transcript is spliced from 8 exons. Gene Ontology annotation, cellular component: intracellular membrane-bounded organelle; Mon1-Ccz1 complex. The record is from RefSeq and is a predicted model, not a curated record. Bases 1 to 2121 code for a protein of 706 amino acids.